Molecule: messenger RNA, 5035 nt
Organism: Spodoptera exigua (beet armyworm)
Lineage: Eukaryota; Metazoa; Arthropoda; Insecta; Lepidoptera; Noctuidae
Source: the annotation of a GenBank genome assembly
CGGCGCCUCUAUAUAUUUUCUAUCUCAAUGAGUGCUGUGUGUCACCUGUCAUCAGUCAUACUAUCAAUUCUGUCAAAAAUAAUGUAUUGUAGUGCAAUGCAAUGCAAUACAGUUGGGGUUAUAUUAAUAAAAUCGAGUAUAAGUGCAACCAAAGCAACAUAAUUAUUUGUAAAUUGCAGUGACAGCAUUAUUUGCCGAUGCAAAAUAUAUAAUUUUUACGUACUAGUAAUAUAAAAUGGGUGGUAAAUCAAAACAAAGUCAAAGGACUAAAAAUAAUGCAAAGCCUUCAAGCAGCAGUCGUAGUGCAGAACUUCUUAAUAGUGGCAUAAGCCUAGACACUAGCGUCAUAACUCUUGGUGGUGGAAAAUCUCUUCCACCAUUGUUCCCAACGUUAGCCACAGCUAAUCUUGAACAAGGACUCAACCCAGAAUUUCAGAUAUGUUUUAAGAAGCUCACCAAGAAAGAUCCAGUUACCAGAGCCAAGGCAUUACAAGAUCUAUGCGAACUAGUGAACAAUGGUGACAUAGAAGAUGUCGUGGCUGCCCUGCCAACCUGGGCGCACUAUUAUAGAAUUCUUACUACAGACCUUGACCGCAAAGUUCGCGAGAUGACACAGGUGUGCCAGGGCGCGGUGGUGGGCGCGUGCGGGCGGCGCACGGCGCCUGCGCUGCGCGCGCUGCUGCCGGCCUGGCUGCAGGCGCAGUACGACGACCACGCGCCCGCCGCAGCGCAGGCGCGCCGCGCGCUCGCACAAACAUUUCCUGAUGCCAAGUUACCCGAAGUGAUUUCGUUCUGCAAGGCGGAAGUGAUGACCCAUCUACUUGACAACCUUAUAGGUAAUACGGGAGCAGUCAUAAGCAAGAGAAUACAGAACGUAGAAGAACGAGAAUUGCAAAUGAACCGUAUCCUCGCGAGCAGCCUACAAGGCCUGCAAUGCUUCCUGGUGCACCUGCCUCCGGCCCACGACGACUGGCUGUGGGCCGAGCUGGAGCCCCUGCUGCAGUCCGCCGCCUUCUGGAAGCUGGCCGACGGCUGUCCGGCAGUGAGGGCGGCGUGGCUGGCGGGCGCGGGACAGCUGGCGGCGCGCGGCGGGGCGCGGCUGGGCGCGGCGCGCGCCCGCCGCCUGCUGGCCGCCAUGCUGCGCGCGCCGCCUGCCGCCGCGCCCGCGCUCUGGCCCGCGCUGCUCAUGUUCCUGCACCACGUGCCGGACUGGCACAUGUACUUGGACGACAAAGAGUUGCUCGUACGAAGAUUACUGGACUUGUUAGAGAACGGCGGGUGGGGGGAUGGGCGCCAGCUCUCCAAUAUGCUACUGCUUCUGCUGGCGCAUCUACCACAGGACCUCGUCAAUAAGGAUUUUUAUGAAGGCUUUUUCAAUGCUGUUUUGGCUGGACUUGAAAAGAAAAAUGUAUUGAAUUCCAAAAGUGAAAGGCAGCUGUGGAUAACGACUUUGUCGGAAUGCUUACGUUACUUGUCCAUACAGCAAUAUGAAUACGUGUUGGAGGUUGUCACCAAUGUGCACAGAACGUGGCUGGCCAGGGUGCUGUCUACGCUACACGAUGGACAGACCAGAACCAACCUAAUAAAGCACUCUGCCAGCUGCAUGACCUCCCUCGUAAAAUAUUGGCUCAAGCAAUCCAAUGAACAGAAAUCUGAGAAAUAUGACCAGCUCGUGCGGAACUUCUGGCAAAACAUAGGCUCCACGGUCUUGGCUCAAAUCGAUAAAUCUGGAGACGACGUGAAUGAAGUGAUCCAGCUGAUGGAAGGGCACAUUCUGUUGUUGCAAACCUUAAAGACUUCGUUCUCACAGGAAACUAAAAAACAACUGAACAUAAAGUUCGACGACGAAGAGCCCAACGUCCCUGUAAAGAGCGAGUCGGCGCGCGAGCCUGCCCCGGCGGCGGGCGACGAGGCGCGCUACCGGCGCAGCCUGCAGCAGCUGGGCACGGCGCUGGCCGCCGCCUACCUGGCCGCCGCCGCGCGCCGCCUCGCGCCCGCCUUGCUGCCGCCGCUGCUCACUCUGCUACUGGCCUUCGAUGCCGAGGACCUGUUCGUGGCGCUGGCCCGCCAGUUCGACCAGCCCUCGGUGGCCGCGUUCUAUCACAACGUGCUGCUGGGCUGGCUCUCCGAGGACGACAUGCGCUGCGAGGCGCUCGUGGAUAUCGUCUUCCUCAUGACCAAGUACAUGACUGAGCAAGAACAGGACGAUAUGUUUGACACGUUCCAACAGCUGGCCCCGGAGGCGGUGGAGUGGUGCGUCAGUGUGUGCGUGCGGCACCCGCAGUGCGGGCGGCGCGCGGCGCGGCGCUGGCUGGCCGGGCCCGUCGUCGGCGCCGCCCUGCGCGCGCUGGCCGCCCGCGCCGCGCCCGCCGCGCCCGCGCCGCCCGACCCCCGCGCCGCCGCCUUGCUGCUCGCCUGCGUUGCCGAUGCACCUACAGGAGAGCUGCUGGUGAGCGAGAGCAGUGUGAGCGACGUGGUGGACAUAGUGUGCAGCGCGCUGGAGGCGGCCCCGGGCGACGGGGGCGACGUGCUCGAGAGCUGCGCCAUGCUGGGCGCGCGCCUGGCCACGGCCCAGCCGCGCCGCGCCGCCCGUCUGGCGCUGCCGCUGCUGCUCCUCAACGCGCGGCUGCCGCUGGGCGCGGCGCUGUCGUGCGGCACGUGGCGCGAGGUGCGCUCGUCGUGGCAAGACUGCGGCGCCGCGCUGGCGCCCGCCGCGCGCGCCCGCUGGCUGCCCCGCGCCGCGCGCGCCAUGCGAGCGCUGCUGCACACAACGAGCGACCGUCUUUUGGACGCGACAGAAAUAGAUAACGUGUUGUGCCUAUGCCCGUACCUGUUCAAGCGAUGCGACGAGGGCGACGAGCCCGUGGACGUGGCCGCCGUGGCCCUGUUCACGCAGCACCUGCUGCCAGCGGCGCCGGCGCGCGCCCGCCUGCAGUACUGCGCGCUGCGCUACCUGGCAGUCACGGCGCAACUCAACUGUAUUUUCGACGACGACGAAAUCAUGGCGGCUAUCAUCAAAGACGCGCACGCAACUGAUGUGAAAGACAUCUGCAAGGAAGACUUUCUGAGUUACGCUAACGAAAUCCUUUUGCGGGCGAUAUAUUUCCGAAUUAUGAUUUCGCACAAGUCGAGCUCGCCGGACGACGACGACACUGCGACCGACACAAGUUGGUGUGACGAGCUACUGGCUGACGACUACCUGCUGGCCGGAUUCUGCGAGGUCAUGUACCACUACGCUGUCAUCGAAACACUGCACGAGGCGUACGCAUUCUGGGCCGAGCACCACCUGCUGCGGGCCGCGCUGGCCGCGCUGCGAGCCGCGCUGGCGCCCGUGCUGGCCGCGUCGCCGGCGCCGGGGCUGCAGCGCGCGGCGCGGGCGCUGGCGCGGCGGGCGCUGGAGGCCGGCUACUUCUGGGCGCUGGCGCAGCGCGCACUGCACCGCCUCGCGCCCGCCCUGGGGGCCUACGCCGACACCUGCGAGGCGGAGGACUUCAUGUCUGGGAACGGAUUUUUCCACAGCUUGCAGGUACGCGAGGCGGGCCGGGCGGGCGAGACAGACGAGAAAGCCGCGGAAGCGGAGCUGAACGUGAAGCUGGUCGUAGCGCUGCGCAGCUGGAGCGCGGCGGUGGGCACGCCCAUACAGCAGGACCAGGAGGGCGCCUCGCGGGACCUCGACCUGUUCGUCACCGCAUACUACGCGCAGCCCUCCGCGAUGCUCUUUGACAGGAAUUUGUCGGAGUGCUCGUGGCUGGAGAUAGCGAGCAAGGCGGCCGUGCUGGAGCUGAUGGCGAGCACGGUGGCGGCGCGCGGCUGGGAGGCCAGCGCGGCGCAGUGGGACUUCGUGAACAUCGCGCUGUGCUCGCUGCUGGGCGCGGCGCGGCGCGGGCUGGCGCACUGGGGCAGCGCGGCGCUGGCCGCGCUGGCGGUGCCGGCGCUGCGCCUGUUGCGCGCGACGGCCGCCUUCGUGCGCGCCGUGCCCGCGCGCGCCCAGCGCGCCCAGCCCGCGCCGCACGUGGCGGGGCUGCCCCGCGAGUGGGCCGACAUCUUCGCGCCCGACCUCAACUACAACCUCUUCUCCAUCAUCCUGCACGUGCUCGAGUGCUGCGAGGGCUCGAUGACAAGCCCGCAGGUGGAGGUGCUGGGCGAGCUCAUCCAGUGCGCGCCCCUGCUGCAGUGGGACGCGCUGGCGGGCGAGCACCGCGCCGGGCCGGCCGCGCCGCUGGGCCUGCAGCGCCUGGCGCGCGCCGCCGCCGACGCCCUGGCCAGCGCCGCGCCGCCGCCGCUGCUGCAGCUGGCGCAUGCUACGCUGCUGGCGCUGGCGCGCCCCCUCGUGCUGGACGACGCCGAGCGCCUCGCCGCCUGGAGCGCGCCCGAGCCCGAGUCCGACGCAACAGAGGAGCGGCCCACGCCCACGCUGUGCCUGGACUACCUACAUCCCGCUUUCACUGCCGGCCACGAGUUGCUGGACGCUGCGCUCGGCUCCGUCGUGGUGGGCGAGGGCACGUGCGAGCUGGUGGCCGGGUCGGACUCGUACUGCGUGGCGCUGGGCUGGCUGCUGCUGGUGGACGCGCAGGCCGAGCUGUGCGAGCUGGCGCGCGGCGACCUGGCGCAGCAGUACGCGCAGCAGCACCGCUCACGGCGCUACGCCGAGCCCGUGCUCACGGCGGCGCUGCGUCUGCUGCCGCCCGCGCUGCUACAGCACGGCGGCGACGGCGCGGACGCGGCGCCGGCCCCGCAGCUGGCGGCCGCCUUCGAGCGCCGGCCGCAGUACGGCGUGCGGGUGGCGGAGCGCGCCGAGCACGUGAGCGCGCUGGCGUGCCGCGCGCUGUACCGGCUGCUGGACGGCGCGGGCGCGGCGGGCGCGCGCGGCUGGUGGGGCGCGGCGCCCACGCGCGCGGCGCGCCUGCUGGAGCGCGUCGUGUGCCAGUACGUGGCGCCGCGCGCCGUGCGCCUCCAGCUGCAAGACCUGCAGGCGCACGCCGCCGACCUGGACGACGUCGAGGUCGGCCACCUAGCUUUUACAUUAUUCACUUAA